AAUGGGGUUAGAGUGUUGCUCUUAUUGUUGGUUAUGCAUCCUUUUAUAUUCUCCUGAAUAAAUGUAAAUGGUAUAGAUUUUGUAGACGAAGUGGGACGAAAGAGAGUUAUUCGUUUUAAUCGGAACAGAACGUCCUGUGACCCUGAGGUGGCUUGUUGACUGACGACUGGAGGAAACGAGCUACAUGUUGGCCCAGGUAAAUAUUUAUGAAUGGGUGGAUACAGUGAGCUGGUUGUUUACAGCACCUCUGGUAUGCAAUGCCCUUGUUUUUAGAGCUCACACUCCAACUCGACAUUUUCAGCCAAUAAGCUGGGAGACUGCAUGGCGAGCACUGGUGUAUAUUUGGUGAGCUGUCCGCUCUCUCAGUGGCUUCUUGUACGCGUAUAAAUGUAGCCUCUGUGUGAGCUGGCUUCUUUCUCACAGUUGCCAUGGCUUUUCCUCGCUCGUUUCUUCUCUGCUUGCUGUCCUGCACCUUGCUUCAUCAGGGAUGUGCUCGUCCUUCCCGCUCCAGGAAAGCUGCGGCAGGUCAAGAUGACGACACGAAGGCACAAAUUGAUAAACUAUGGCAAGAGGUGAACUCCUUGAAGGAGAUGCAAGCGCUGCAAACAGUUUGUCUUCGUGGCAUCAAAGCUCACAAGAAGUGUUACCUGGUCGUUGAGGAACCCAAGCAUUAUCAUGAGGCCAAUGAGGACUGCAUUGCUCAGGGUGGAACCUUGGCCACACCCCGAAACCUGAGGGAAAACAGCGACCUACGAGACUACGCCAGACUCAGCUCGCCAGGCACCAAAGACUUCUGGAUAGGUGUGACCGAUAUUGUUAAAGAAGGCCAGUACGUCGAUGUCAACAGCAUGCCCAUCACCUACUUCAACUGGGAUCGUGCCAAGAAGGAGCCGACAGGAGGAAAACGAGAGAGCUGUGCCGUGCUCUCGCUCUCAGCACAGGGCAAGUGGCACGACGAGGUGUGUCGCACUGAGAAGAGAUACAUAUGUGAAUACCUCAUUCCUUAAUCUGCCGUUAAUAUCCAACGCUCUAUGCAUGAUGACAAUUUCAUCACUGAUGCUGGUUAUUAAAGCUGUCUAAAGAUGCGACGUCAUGUUCCACAUAUUUGUUGUAGCAUUAAAUGUCUGGUCUGAGAGUGACUUCAGUCUGUGCAAAAUCAUAUCUUUAUUAUCUGUAUUAUUGUUUUUCAAUAUUUAGAGUAGCAUACACAAGGUUGUAACAGGAAUACAGUCAUAACAGUUACAUAACUUUGUUGCAAAAUUUAACCAUAUGAUUGGCUGUGUGUGUGUGUGUUUGUGUGUGUGUGUUCAUUGUUUCACUUUCUGAUAUUUUCUGUGUACGCAUAUUAGGUCCCCAUUAAUUACGUUAUUAUUUCCUCAUAACGAGUUAAACACAGAUUCAUUUGAGUUAACUGAUUUACUCAUUUAAAUCCAGAAUUUGAGCUCAUGUUUAGGUUUCCAAGCAUACUUUUUUCUCCACACUGUAUCGGGAUCACAGGAAAGUCAUGUCCUCAGAAAGCAUUUCUGGGUCUAGUGUCCUCUUAUGUUAUAAGUACAAGAAUGUGUGUGUAUGGGUUAAUUUCUUUUCACUUUCUUAACCUGGCUUUGUUUUGAAUCUGUCCUCAUGCCUACUUUACCUUAAUAUUGCAUAUCGAUUUCUGUCAUCAGUGAUUGGUCUACUUAAAAUAAAUAAAUAAAUAAAUAAAUAAAUAAAGACAUUUUUGGUAUCAUGCCAUACUGCUACACAGAUCUACAUUCCAACCUUAAUUCAAAUGAUACAUAAAUAUAAUA
Messenger RNA from Ictalurus furcatus (blue catfish), 1790 nucleotides. RefSeq names its product C-type lectin domain family 3, member A (gene clec3a). Lineage: Eukaryota; Metazoa; Chordata; Actinopteri; Siluriformes; Ictaluridae. The transcript is spliced from 3 exons. Bases 429 to 1007 code for a protein of 192 amino acids. The record is from RefSeq and is a predicted model, not a curated record.